This is a messenger RNA of Ctenocephalides felis (cat flea), 1779 nucleotides long. RefSeq names its product Bardet-Biedl syndrome 1 protein-like. The record is from RefSeq and is a predicted model, not a curated record. The coding region runs from base 1 to 1779 and encodes 592 amino acids. Lineage: Eukaryota; Metazoa; Arthropoda; Insecta; Siphonaptera; Pulicidae. Gene Ontology annotation, cellular component: centrosome; BBSome; axoneme. The transcript has 13 exons. Gene Ontology annotation, biological process: protein localization to cilium; non-motile cilium assembly. Gene Ontology annotation, molecular function: patched binding; smoothened binding.
AUGUCAUCCAGUUGGUUGGAAGUCCCAAGGGAUGAAAGAUCAAGUCUGCACUCACCUGCAUCCUGCAUGGUUCUUGCAGAUCUUAUAGGAGAUGGUGACAAUAAAUUGGUGGCUGCUCACGUUGACUCUUAUAUUGGAACCAGCAAAGUCAAACUUAGAGCAUUUAAAGGCCGCACUCAAAUUCAAGAAACUGUUUUACCAGGAAUUCCUUCUGCUAUAGUAAAAUUACACUUAGAAGAUUCUGAUGCCGAAGCUAUAGCAGUAUCUUGUGGAUGUGACAUCCUAUUAUAUCGCAAUUUCAAACCUUAUUUUAAGUUUACCUUACCUCCUUUGGAAGUUUUACCUUUGGAAAUUGAAAUAUGGCGAAAAUUUGAAGCUGGUGAAUCCGAUGUUUCCGCAUUUUUGGAAUCGUUAAGAGAAGUUCCAUUUUCUGAAUUAACUAUUAGAACUCAGAAUUUACUGGCACUGCCCGAGGAAAACAGACCGGAUUUUAUAGCAAAGCAUCUUCAAGAAGACUCUGUACGUCGUAGCGCGGUUAUGUGUAUGGCCCCCUUGAGCAGAAAUGCUGCAAAAGAACGUGCUGCUGAUUGCCUGAGUCUGGUCACCCAGCAUGGGGAACUCAUGAUACUCGACUCACAAGCGUUCACUAUAAUACACCAGGCUCGCAUAAGUUCUUCAAAAUAUACUCCUACUUUGAUGUCGAUGAUAGGAUCUUACGAUGUGGAAUAUCGGUGCUUGGUAGCUUGCAGGGAGAAGACGGUAUGUGUUUUGCGCAAAGGCUGGUUAGAAGGCCGCACUCUCAUUCGUCUUGAUGUGCCAAUUGUUGGUUUAGAAAUUAAUGCACAAGAUCAAUCUGCAAUACUUGUAUUAAUGGAUAAAACAAUAUCUUGUUAUUCUAGAAAGGAACUUUUAUCUUUUUUUGUGCAGGGUAGACGCAUGUGGACGGUAACGUUGCCGGCUGCUCCUACUGCUUUCUGCCAAGCUGUCCUCCCUCAUUUGGGAAUGUCUUUGGCAAUUGUUUCUAUGCUAGGAGGUGAAAUUCAUUGCUAUAAAGGCAGGCAUUUGGUGGACAUAUUUAACAUUACAGAUACUGCAUCGGCAGUUACUUUUGGAAGUCUCGGUCAGGAGGAACAUGUACUCAUAAUUUCCACAAAUGAUGGCUCUUUGAUCAUGAAAAUUUUAAAAAGAACUGCUAGAUUUGCUGUCACAAAAUCAGCGUCAAUGGAAUCCAUAAAUUCUCAGGCACCUCCACUUCAGCUGCCAAAGAAAACUAAGCUUUUUGUAGAACAUAGCAUCAGAGAAAGAGAACAAGCAAUAGAAAUGCAUCAGAUUUUCCAACAAGAACUUUGGCGAAUGCGUCUUAAUGUAGCUCGAACCACUGUUGAUACUUUGCAGUCAGCAGACACUUCCGUUGCUCUAGCCAAUGCUGCUCCAGUCAAACUUGCAGCUCAGGUUCUUGGUUUAGGACCCACUUUUCGCCUGGCACUCCAAUUGGAAAACAUGUCUCAACUGACAAGAAUCACUGAUUUAUUUAUUCUCAUACAUUGCGAUCAUAAUUUGUACAUAGCUAAGGAUUCUUAUAUGAAGAUUCCUCUUCUUGUGCCUGGUGUGAACUAUCAUUUGGAAACCCAUAUUCGUGCUGUACAACCAGAUAAUCCAGAACAACUUUCGGAGGAAUAUGAUGAUAAUUCUUACAGUAUCAGAGUAAUUGUUCUGCGUGAAGGACAUUGUGCUCCUCUUAUUGCUGCUAUUGUUCAAAUGCCACCAGCAGAAGUGUAA